Propithecus coquereli (Coquerel's sifaka) is the source of this 936-nucleotide messenger RNA. RefSeq names its product Myb-related transcription factor, partner of profilin (gene MYPOP). Lineage: Eukaryota; Metazoa; Chordata; Mammalia; Primates; Indriidae. The coding region runs from base 1 to 936 and encodes 311 amino acids. Gene Ontology annotation, molecular function: RNA polymerase II cis-regulatory region sequence-specific DNA binding; DNA-binding transcription factor activity, RNA polymerase II-specific. The transcript is spliced from 3 exons. The record is from RefSeq and is a predicted model, not a curated record. Gene Ontology annotation, cellular component: nucleus. Gene Ontology annotation, biological process: regulation of transcription by RNA polymerase II.
AUGGCCUCGGCGGCGGCGGCGGCGGCGGCGGGCGAAGCGGAAGAAACCACCCGGCUGCGCAAGCCGCGCUUUUCGUUCGAAGAGAACCAAAUCCUGAUCCGGGAGGUGCGCGCCCACUACGCGCAGCUCUACGGCGCGCAGAGCCGUCGGGUGAGCGUGGCGGAGCGGCGGCGCGUGUGGGACGGCAUCGCCGCCAAGAUCAACGGCAUCACCAGCUGGAAGCGCACGGGCCAGGAGGUGCAGAAGCGCUGGAACGACUUGAAGCGCCGCACCAAGGAGAAGCUGGCCCGCGUGCCGCACUCCACGCAGGGCGCCGGGCUCACUGCCGAGGACGCCUUCUCCGCGGAGGAGGAGACCAUUUUUGCCAUCCUGGGGCCGGGUGUGUCGGGGCCAGGGGCUGGUGCUGGGGCCGAGGAGCCCCCUGCGGCCCCCUCCUCACAGCCACCCGCUGCAAGCGCCUGCACCCAACGCUAUGUGUUGUCUGAGGACCGCAGGGAGGACCGACGUGCAGAUACACCAGCCCACAGCAAGGCGGGCUCCAGCAGCCCAGAAUCCUGGGCUCGGGCCUCCUGCAAUCCCCAGGAAGGGGGCUGCCCGCGGUCCAAGGAGCGUGAGUCCCCGCCCCCUGCAGCCCUGCAGACAAUCCAGCUGCCCCGCCUGGCCUUGUCUCCACCGCCCCCAGCCCCUCCACCUCCCAGGCCAGUCCUGCCCUCACCUGCUCCCAAGGUGGAGAUCACCCCGGAGCCUGUGUCCGUGGUGGCUACUGUUGUGGAUGGGGCCGUGGUGGCAGCCAGGGGGGUGAUCAUCUCCCCUAGGAGUGAGGAGGGGGCAUCCCGUCCACCUCCAGCCCCACUCCCUCCCCACGACUCACCCCCACACAAGCGGAGAAAAGGUUUCCCUACACGGAAGAGGCGGGGCCGAUGGAAAUCUCCGUGA